AUGGUGUCGUACGUCGGUAAUUGGUUCUACAUUGAGGAGAAGGAUUUGAUGGGGAACUUGAAAUGCAGUUUGGUAGCUAUGAUGAUAAGUGAAGAUCCUGAGGCAUCUGUAAAACAUUACUUUUAUCGCUUGCUUCCUAGACAAGAAUUGGCGAGCCAACGUGUUCACGAAACGGAGUGCAUUUUUAAAAUAGAAGACACAGACUUAAAGAACGAAGGUGUAGAUGUGAUCGGUGCUGAUGCAGUUCUUUCUGCGAGUGCUUCACCGUGCCCUCAGGUAUGCUGUUUGAUUUUGCAGAGGUGUCCUUUGUCUGCAGGGUUAGGUCUGCAUUAUCUGCAUGCUUUUUCCCGGCGUGCACUGAGACCGCAGUGCUGGCAUGCAGUGGUCUGGCUAGUUAAUGUUCAUUCCGGUAACAUGGGUUUUGGAAACCCAAGGCUUAAAGAGCUCAUGAUGAUGUUUUCUAUUUCGCUGAGCACGAGACGUAAGGCUGAUGUUGCUUUGGCCUGUAAUUAA
Messenger RNA from Enterobius vermicularis (human pinworm), 513 nucleotides. NCBI's taxonomy places the organism in Eukaryota, Metazoa, Nematoda, Chromadorea, Rhabditida, Oxyuridae. The record is from the annotation of a GenBank genome assembly.